AUGUCAUUUUACCGAAAUGCGUUUGGUAAUCCAGUCGUCGCUGAAGCUCCCGGUUAUGGUAACGCCAACCCCCUCUUCAUCGACACUCGCUAUUACACGUCAGUUCCGGAGCUUUCACCCGACAUCUCGCCCCAAGAGUAUUAUGGCCCAGAACCUAAAUCGAACGCGAUUCCCGAGCAAACCUAUUGGCAUCCACAAGAGAACCUUAUCUACCGAACGCCUCCGGCGUCAGGGUCAAUCACCCCAGUCGAGCACCCCGGUGCGAUCUCUCCACAUGAGUCAUCAGCGAUGAGACAGAUCAACGAGAUGCCACAUCACCGGUAG
This is a messenger RNA of Penicillium pulvis, 324 nucleotides long. RefSeq lists its product as uncharacterized. The record is from RefSeq and is a predicted model, not a curated record. NCBI's taxonomy places the organism in Eukaryota, Fungi, Ascomycota, Eurotiomycetes, Eurotiales, Aspergillaceae. The transcript has a single exon. The coding region runs from base 1 to 324 and encodes 107 amino acids.